Molecule: messenger RNA, 689 nt
Organism: Salmo salar (Atlantic salmon)
Lineage: Eukaryota; Metazoa; Chordata; Actinopteri; Salmoniformes; Salmonidae
Source: RefSeq, a predicted model, not a curated record
AUGCUAGACUCCACCACCUGUCUCACACAGCGAACGCAGGUGGUUUGGGACGUGACGCCCUGCAGUCGGGUCGCCAGCCAAGGGGGGCCAGCCACGCCCGGCCGUGCCACCAGCACCCUCCCGGGCCAGUUCAAACAGAGGACGCCCAUGUACAACGCCAGCAACACUGCCACCAGCCCCACCGCCCCCGCCUCGCCCAGCACGCCAGCCAGCACCCCCGCCAGCAGCAACGGACCCCCGGCUGCCGCCACCGCCACGCAGCCCGAGACCCCCACCACACAGCCCCCCCAGUCCCCGACGCCCACGCCCCAGCAGCCCCAGCCCAAGAAGAACCUCUCGCUCACAAGAGACCAGAUGUAUGCUGCUCAGGAAAUGUUCAAGACGGCCAACAAGGUUACCAGACCAGAGAAAGCGCUCAUCCUUGGCUUCAUGGCUGGAUCCAGAGAGAACCCAUGUCCGGAGCAGGGGGACAUUAUCCAGAUAAAGCUGAGUGAACACACAGAGAUCCUUCCCAAGGCGGAUGGCACGGGCAGCACCACCAUGCUGGUGGACACAGUGUUUGAGAUGAACUACUCCACAGGACAGUGGACCCGCCUCAAGAAGUACAAACCAAUCACCAACGCCUCCUGAGGAGGCUGCUGGCCUGCCUGUCGGGACUAUACAUACAUACAUACAUACAUACAUACAUA